Molecule: messenger RNA, 2571 nt
Organism: Ornithorhynchus anatinus (platypus)
Lineage: Eukaryota; Metazoa; Chordata; Mammalia; Monotremata; Ornithorhynchidae
Gene: DUSP16
Product: dual specificity phosphatase 16
Exons: 7
Coding region: 575-2539 (654 amino acids)
Biological process (GO): negative regulation of MAPK cascade; protein dephosphorylation
Cellular component (GO): nucleus; cytoplasm
Molecular function (GO): MAP kinase tyrosine/serine/threonine phosphatase activity; protein tyrosine/threonine phosphatase activity
Source: RefSeq, a predicted model, not a curated record
UUGCCUUCCCCGCCGCUAAGGAACUCCUAGCUCCUGGUCGCAGAACUCAGCUCUGGUCUCUGGCAUCGGGGAGCACCACUGGGCGUCCUGAUCCCUGGGCUAUCACAGUACGGGCAGCAUGUGGCUACCAGAGGGCACCGGGGGCAGCAGGCGGACAGCCGGCCGAUUCGGAGAGGCCCUCCGAACAGCGUUAAGGCCCAGAAGGCACCUGUAUCGCUAGCCAUCCUAUCCGUCUCCGAACCUCCACCAGAGGAGUCUGUCGGAGGAAGGAAGCGGAGCUGAAGGCCGACGAAGAGGGCCGACGGCCAGAGGACUGUGGGAUGUCGUCUCCCGUCGUCCCCUCCUUUCGAGUCCAGCGGGAGUGGCCGCCGCACGGCCCGAGCCCUCUGUAACGGUCCCUUGGAGUCCGGAAGGGGAGAGAACCGGAGAGAGAGAGCGAGAGAGAGACAUCCUCCAGGGGCGGAGAGGGGCAUAUCUUACUCAUAAUGGGCCUCCCUUCCCCUCCGCCGGCCUGACCCCCGCCAUGGUCCCGGUGUCCGCCCCGCUGAGCCUCUGAGCCCGGCCCCGCGGCGCCAUGGCGGCGAGGCCCACGGUCCAGACGGCGGCCGGCCCGGACAUGGUGACCGAGACUCUGGUGGCCCUGCUGGAGAGCGGCGCGGAGCGGGUCCUGCUGAUCGACAGCCGCCCCUUCGUGGACUACAACACGGCCCACAUCCUGGAAGCCAUCAACAUCAACUGCUCCAAACUCAUGAAGCGCCGGCUGCAGCAGGACAAAGUGCAGGUGACCGAGCUCAUCCAGCACUCGGCCAAGCACAAGGUCGAAGUCGAUCCGGAUCAGAAGGUGGUGGUGUACGACCACAGCUCCCAAGAUGUGGCCUCGCUCUCUGCAGACUGCUUUCUUACCGUGCUUCUGGGGAAACUGGAGAAGAGUUUCCGCUCGGUUCACCUGCUUGCCGGUGGCUUUGCCGAGUUUUCCCGCUGCUUUCCCGGCCUCUGCGAGGGGAAGUCCGCUCUGGUCCCAAGCUGCAUCUCCCAGCCCUGCCUGCCCGUCGCUAGCGCCGGCCCGACCCGCAUCCUGACACACCUGUACCUCGGCUGUCAGCGUGACGUCCUCAACAAGGAGCUGAUGCAACAGAACGGUAUCUGCUUCGUCCUCAACGCCAGCAACACGUGCCCGAAACCCGACUUUAUCCCCGAGUCCCACUUCCUGCGCGUCCCGGUGAACGACAGCUUCUGUGAGACCAUCCUGCCCUGGCUGGACCGGUCGGUGGAGUUUAUCGAAAGAGCUAAGGCCUGCAACGGUUGUGUGCUGGUGCACUGCCUGGCCGGGAUCUCGCGCUCGGCCACCAUCGCCAUCGCCUACAUCAUGAAGAGAAUGGACGUGUCCCUGGACGAGGCGUACAGGUUCGUCAAGGAGAAGAGGCCGACCAUCUCCCCCAACUUCAACUUCCUCGGCCAACUCCUGGACUACGAGAGGAAGAUCCAGAGCCAGGCCGGGGCCCUCGGGCCCAGGAGCAAACUGCAGCUCCGGCACCUGGAGCGGGCGAGCGAGGCCGGGUCCCGGGCGGGGACCACCCCCGGCCCCGACCCCACGCCGGCCUCCGAGCCCGGCGGCGGGCCCGCGGCCAGCGGAGAGGACCACGACGCCGACGCUGACGACUCCCUGCUCGAGGGCGUCAACGGGCUGCACGUGGCCUCGGACAGACUGGAAGACAGCAACAAACUCAAGCGCUCGUUCUCCCUCGACAUCAAGUCCGUGUCCUGCGUGUCCGGGACGGCCGGCUCCCGGCACGCCUUCCUCUCCUCUUCCUCCUCCUCUUCCUCCUCCUCCUCCUCCUCCUCCUCCUCCUCCGAGGCUGUGGCUUUGUACAAGCCGCCCGGUGCCCUGGAGGGGAGCGGCAAGCUGGGCCAGUUCUCCCCGGUGCGGGAAGUGUCGGAGCAGACGCCCGAGAGCAGCCCGGACAAGGAGGAGGCCGGCCCCUCCGCCCGGCCGCCGGAGAGCCGGGACGUCCGGGGCCCGGCCUCCCCGCGGCCUGCGCCGGCCCCCCUGCACCGGAGCGGCAGCGUGGAAGACAACUACCGUACCGGAGGGCCCCUGGGCUUCCACGGCAGCCGGCAGCCCCCGGCCAAGUCGGCGGCCGGGCGGGGCCUCGAGAGCUGGGACCUCCAGGGCCCCCCGCCCGCCGCCUCCGCCGCCGGCUGGUAUUUCGCCCCCGAACCUUCUCGCUUCUGCUCGGCCUCGGCCCUGUACCGAGGCGGCGCGGCCUGCUCGGCCUACAGCUGCGGCCAGCUCUCCGGGGGCGGCGGAGGCGGGGACCCGGCCCUGGCCGUGCGCCGGCGCCCCAAGCCCCGGGACCGUGCCGACUCGCGCCGGAGCUGGCACGAGGAGAGCUCCUUCGAGAAGCAGUUUAAGCGCCGGAGCUGCCAGAUGGAAUUUGGGGAGAGCAUCCUGGCGGACAGCCGGGCGCGGGAGGAACUGGGGGCGGGGGGCGGCCAGGCCAGCUUUUCCGGCAGCAUGGAGAUCAUCGAGGUGUCCUGAGGGGGACCCGCUUUGGCUGGGCGGGGGGGGGU